AUGAGUGCGUAUGACGCUUUAAGAUCGGGAUUUAUCUUUACUGAUGAGGACGAUACAGUCCCACAAUAUGAAAAUCUGGACAAUGAGGACGAGGAAGCAGCUGAAGUUCUCGAAGAAUAUAACGAACGGUCAGUGCAGCAGACUCCUAGUGAAACGUUUGUAAUAAAAGCUGGCUCUAACUUCACGCCCAAUGAUGAUAAUGUGAUAGUUGAUGCAGAUAAUAUCAUAGUGGGAUUGAAAGUAAAUGAAUAUAUAUUACUAAAUGGUCAAUGUACGCUAACAAUACAAAGAGGAGCGAUUUUAAUUAAUAAGAAACAUUAUUUGCAUGCUGGAGAUACAGGCUACGAUAUAAUAUGUUCCACUGCUCAGGCAUUACCUAUAAUAUCAAGCACACAAGUGCUUGAUAGAACCUCCAUCAAGGACACUAAGACUAAGGAGAAUCUGCAUUUAUUUUCAAGUGAUUACAAGUCUGUAGUCAAGUUACAGAAUUUCUAUACUGGCUUACAGGAUAUCGGAAAAUACUAUAGUCCCUUCAAGAAUAUGUUUCAUUCUAAUAUAAUAGAGGAAGACCUUUCGGAGUUUGAAAAACUUUUUCAAACUUAUUCAUUUGAAAUAAUACUUAGACACGGUUUCAAUGGGUUAGAUAUUGGCAAGACAUGGUCCACAGGCUUGGAUAAUCUACUAAAUAAUAUGGAUUCUCAAGAUGCAGAAUGCCACACUGACUCUCAGGUUAUCAUGGUCAUAGGUAAUAAAAACAGUGGAAAGUCUACCUUGACGAAAACAAUUGCUAAUGAGUUGAUUUUAAACAGACAGAGGAUUGUAUCAUUUUUAGACCUAGACCCCGGACAAUCAGAGUUUUCUGUCCCUUACUGCUUGUCAUUGACCACGAUUUCGAAACCUAUUUUCGGACUAGCAUUUCCCAACACAGAAAAUAACUGCUAUUAUGGGUUUAAUACCCCCCAAAUUCAUCCAGGGCGAUAUGUAGCAAUUGCCAAAUCAUUAAUUGAAACUUUUUUCAAAUACUACAAACCAAAGGGAUAUCAUUUGGUCAUUAAUACUCCCGGCUGGAUAAAGGGUUAUGGUAAAGAACUAUUAACCGAAAUUACUUCAUUAGCAAAUCCAGACCAGCUUAUAACAUUAGGAGGUAACGGCAUUGAAGAUCUCACUUUUAAGAAUCAUAUGGAAUUCCCAGGCAUUUUUCAGACGUCCAAAUACUCCCCUUCUCAGCUAAGGACUUUCAAUAAGUUAACGUAUUUUCACCAACUUGAUAACGAUGGAAGUUUGCGCUUCUCUUUUGAGAACCAUCUUUUAGUCCAAUCACCUUUGAGGCUUUCGUACGAAACACUGUCACCCCUUCAAGGAAUCAAUCUUGUCUCAGUUUUGGGAUAUGACAUAGGCAUAAGCUUUGACAUAAAAGAUUUGCUUUUAAUGAUAGACUCUUCCAUAAUGUCUCUCUAUGUCAUAGAAGAAGAAGUAUUCAGCACAAUCGAAUCUUUGAAAGUUGGGUAUGAGAACUUUCCCAGAUAUUUAAACUACAAGCAGUUGGAUGAACUUACUGAGUCUAAAUUCAUUGGUUUGUGUAUGAUCCAUAGCAUCAACCAAGAAGAGCAGUAUUUCAACUUGUAUCUUCCUCCACAGCCUCUCAAAGAACUCAAAUACCAUCUUCUGAAUAACUACAAGCUCCUACUAAUAAAAGGAGACGGCGAAAUUCCAACCACUGAAAUGUUGAACGAUGACAUUGUCUUCGCCUAUUAUAAAGCCAAAAAGAAAAAUAAGAAUCCCAAGAUUCCAUAUAUAUCUUGGGAAAAUCAGAAUCGAGUCGGUGGGAUCUGGAAAGUUAGGCGUAAUGUUAUGAGAAGAAGUCACAGACAUUAA
This is a messenger RNA of Priceomyces carsonii, 1875 nucleotides long. RefSeq names its product polynucleotide 5'-hydroxyl-kinase. The coding region runs from base 1 to 1875 and encodes 624 amino acids. The transcript has a single exon. Lineage: Eukaryota; Fungi; Ascomycota; Pichiomycetes; Serinales; Debaryomycetaceae. Gene Ontology annotation, molecular function: polynucleotide 5'-hydroxyl-kinase activity. Gene Ontology annotation, cellular component: nucleus. The record is from RefSeq and is a predicted model, not a curated record. Gene Ontology annotation, biological process: cleavage in ITS2 between 5.8S rRNA and LSU-rRNA of tricistronic rRNA transcript (SSU-rRNA, 5.8S rRNA, LSU-rRNA).